Sinocyclocheilus rhinocerous is the source of this 2862-nucleotide messenger RNA. RefSeq names its product bone morphogenetic protein 1-like. The transcript has 18 exons. Gene Ontology annotation, biological process: proteolysis. The record is from RefSeq and is a predicted model, not a curated record. Bases 30 to 2600 code for a protein of 856 amino acids. Gene Ontology annotation, molecular function: calcium ion binding; metalloendopeptidase activity; zinc ion binding. NCBI's taxonomy places the organism in Eukaryota, Metazoa, Chordata, Actinopteri, Cypriniformes, Cyprinidae.
UUUGAGUUUCUCUUCAUUUGGUGUCGGAAAUGUUAGGUUCACUUAACAAUGAGACGAAUACAAACUAUACGGCGUCGAGUCGGGGAUCCUAUCGCAGGAAGAGGGCAGCGACGUCCAGACCUGAGAGGGUGUGGCCCGAGGGCGUCAUUCCUUACGUCAUCAGCGGGAACUUCAGCGGAAGCCAGAGAGCCAUAUUCAGACAGGCCAUGAGACACUGGGAAAAACACACAUGUGUGACGUUCAUCGAGAGAACAACAGAGGAGAGCUACAUCGUCUUCACCUACCGGCCGUGUGGGUGCUGCUCAUAUGUGGGCCGGAGAGGAGGGGGUCCGCAGGCCAUAUCCAUCGGGAAGAACUGUGAUAAGUUUGGGAUUGUGGUGCACGAGCUCGGUCACGUGAUCGGAUUCUGGCAUGAGCACACGCGACCCGACAGAGACGAUCAUGUCAGUAUCAUACGGGACAACAUUCAGCCAGGACAGGAGUACAACUUCCUGAAGAUGGAGCCUGGUGAGGUGGACUCACUCGGAGAGGUCUAUGACUUCGACAGCAUCAUGCACUAUGCAAGAAAUACUUUUUCCAGAGGGAUAUUUUUGGACACCAUUCUGCCACGAUAUGAUGUGAACGGAGUUCGGCCGCCCAUCGGUCAGAGGACCAGAUUGAGUAAAGGAGACAUCGCACAGGCACGCAAACUUUACAAGUGUCCAAGAUGUGGAGACAGUUUACAGGAGAGCAGUGGGAACUUCUCUUCUCCUGGUUUUCCGAAUGGUUAUUCAGCAUAUAUGCACUGCAUAUGGAGAAUUUCAGUCACACCUGGAGAGAAGAUCAUUCUGAACUUUACAUCUAUGGAUUUAUACCGGAGUCAUUUGUGCUGGUAUGAUCAUGUGGAGAUCAGAGAUGGAUAUUGGAGGAAAGCACCACUGAAAGGUCGAUUUUGUGGGGAUAAAUUACCAGAGCCGAUCAUCUCUACAGACAGUCGCCUGUGGAUUGAGUUUCGCAGCAGCAGCAACUGGGUGGGAAAGGGCUUCUCUGCUGUUUAUGAAGCUAUUUGCGGUGGGGAGGUGAAGAAAGACAAUGGUCAAAUUCAGUCUCCGAACUACCCAGAUGACUACAGACCCAACAAAGUGUGCAUGUGGAAGAUCACUGUGGCUCAGGGUUACCAUGUCGGCCUUACCUUCCAGUCUUUUGAGAUCGAGAGGCAUGAUAACUGUGCGUACGACUACCUGGAGGUUCGAGAUGGGAACUCAGAAAGCAGCCCGCUGUUGGGCAGAUUCUGUGGCUAUGACAAACCCGACGAUAUUAAAUCCAGUUCCAACCAGAUCUGGAUGAAAUUUGUGUCUGAUGGGUCUGUCAACAAAGCUGGAUUUGCUGCUAAUUUCUUCAAAGAAAUGGACGAGUGCUCCAGACCUGACAAUGGUCGCUGUGAGCAGCGCUGUGUCAACACGCUCGGUAGUUACAAGUGCGCCUGUGACCCUGGGUAUGAACUGGCGGCAGACAAGCGGAGUUGCGAGGCUGCCUGUGGUGGUUUCAUCACCAAGCUGAAUGGGUCCAUCACCAGUCCAGGCUGGCCCAAAGAGUAUCCACCCAACAAGAACUGCAUCUGGCAGCUGGUGGCGCCCACGCAGUACCGCAUCACGCUGCUCUUCGACGUCUUCGAGACUGAGGGGAACGAUGUGUGUAAGUAUGACUUUGUUGAGGUGAGAAGCGGUCUGUCUGCCGACUCCAGACUGCACGGGAAAUUCUGCGGAGCUGAGAAACCGGAGGCCAUCACCUCUCAGUACAACAACAUGCGCAUUGAGUUUAAAUCUGACAACACCGUCUCUAAAAAAGGCUUCAAGGCCCAGUUCUUCUCAGAUAAAGACGAGUGCUCUAAGGAGAACGGCGGAUGUCAGCAUGAAUGUGUGAACACCUUUGGCAGCUACAGUUGUCAGUGCAGAAGUGGCUUCGUUCUGCAUGAGAACAAACAUGACUGCAAGGAAGCUGGCUGUGAUCACGUUGUGAACAGCGUGAGUGGGACCAUCACCAGCCCCAACUGGCCAGAUAAAUACCCCAGUAAGAAGGCCUGCACCUGGGCCCUCUCCACCACCCCGGGACAUCGGAUCAAAAUAGCUUUCAAUGAAAUCGACAUGGAGCCUCAUCUGGAAUGUGCUUAUGACCACAUUGAGAUUUACGACGGUCGGGAUGGGAAAGCACUAAGCCUUGGACGCUACUGCGGCACCAAGAAACCUCAACCGAUCAUAUCCACCGGCAACAAGAUGUUCAUCCGCUUCUUCUCUGAUAACUCAGUGCAGAAGAAAGGCUUCGAGGCUUCCCACACUGCAGAGUGCGGAGGCCGUCUGAAAGCGGAGGUGAAAACUAAAGACCUCUACUCUCAUGCCCAGUUUGGUGAUAAUAACUACCCCGGGGCGUCCGACUGUCAGUGGGUGAUCACAGCAGAGAAGGGCUACGGCGUGGAGCUCAUCUUCCAGACCUUCGAGAUCGAGGAGGAGGCCGACUGUGGCUAUGAUUACAUGGAGCUGUUUGAUGGGGCGGACACCAAAUCACCCAGACUAGGCCGCUACUGUGGAUCAGGGGUAAAGCACAGAUUUAGAUUUGCUGCAUAAAAUCAACAAACAUCAAAAUGUUUCUGCAUUUCAUGUCAGAAGUUGUUUCAAGCUUGUUGUAAAAGUGAUCUUUAAAGGGAUAGUUCACCGAAAAAUGUAAUUUAGGCACCAAUUAUUCACCCUCAUGUCAUUUCAAACCCAUAAGACAUGCAUCAUCUUUGAAACUCAUGAUAUCAUGAGAGAUUUCUGUCCCUCCAUUCAAAGUCAGUUCCACCAAAAUUUGGACGCUCCACAAAGUUCACAAAGAAAUUGUAAAAGUCAU